CCCAGUCAGCGCGAGGCACGGCACCAAGCCCCGCCCCCUCAGUAGCUGCUGCGCAGGCGCAGUACGGCCCCGCGCCCCGACAAGAUGGCGGCGUCCGCGCUGCGCUGGGCGCUGAGGGCCGCUGGCCAGGUUCUUCAGUGCCCAAGCCAAACGCGGAGCUACUACGUGGACUGGAGGAUGCUGCGCGACGUCAAGAGGAGGAAGCUGGCCUACGAGUACGCGGACGAGCGGCUGCGGAUCAACGCCAUCCGCAAGAACACCAUCCUGCCCAAGGAGCUGCAGGAAGUGGCUGAUAGAGAGAUUGCUGCCUUGCCCCGGGACAGCUGCCCUGUGAGGAUCCAUAAUAGGUGCGUCCUGACAUCCCGCCCUCGGGGGGUGAAGCGGCGUUGGAGGCUCAGCAGGAUUGUUUUCCGCCAUUUUGCUGACCACGCUCAGAUGUCGGGGAUACAGAGGGCCAUGUGGUAGUUCACUGCGUGGAUAUGCAUUCAGGCAGAAAACACAAGAUGGGCUCAGUUUGUAGGUUCAAUUAAAACAGACUCCUAUGUGUUCGAUGCUGGAAGGAAGAAGAGCCGUGCUGACUCAUUUACUGGACUGUGAUUGGUAUCACCUAGUUACAAGCAGCAUAACUAAGCCAGUCUGUGUAAGAGGCAGUUUUAUUUUGAGGGGGGGAAAAAAUAAAUCACAUUGUUGCAGAACUGAGCUGAGGUUUGCCAUGUGGAUAACAUUUAAAAUAAAGACAUAUAGCAAAGGC
Numida meleagris (helmeted guineafowl) is the source of this 751-nucleotide messenger RNA. RefSeq names its product mitochondrial ribosomal protein S14 (gene MRPS14). Gene Ontology annotation, molecular function: structural constituent of ribosome. Bases 85 to 465 code for a protein of 126 amino acids. The transcript is spliced from 3 exons. The record is from RefSeq and is a predicted model, not a curated record. Gene Ontology annotation, biological process: translation. Lineage: Eukaryota; Metazoa; Chordata; Aves; Galliformes; Numididae. Gene Ontology annotation, cellular component: mitochondrial small ribosomal subunit; ribosome.